AGAACGCGGUAAAAGGAUUUUCCGGUAGACACAGCAGCAUGGCAUCAGACGGCAACAUGGCUAACGUUAACGGGCGAGACACCUCCUCCUCUACCGCCACCCUGAACGGGGAGCCGGUCGUCAAGCGGCCACGGGAGAGCCCGUCGCGGGAGAAUCUUCUCCGUGUCCCGAAGGAGCCGAAGAACAAAGUGACCGUUGUGCUCGGAGCCCAGUGGGGCGACGAGGGCAAGGGGAAAGUUGUUGACUUGCUCGCUAUGGAUGCGGAUAUCGUAUGCAGGUGUCAGGGAGGCAACAACGCAGGUCACACCGUGGUGGUGGACUCGGUGGAGUACGACUUCCACCUGCUGCCCAGCGGAGUGCUCAACAAGAAGGCCGUCUCCUUCAUUGGCAACGGGGUGGUGGUACACCUGCCCGGUCUGUUUGGCGAGGCUGAAAAGAACCUGCAGAAAGGCAAAGGAUUACAGGGAUGGCAGGAGAGAUUAAAGAUUUCUGAUCGCGCGCACAUCGUGUUCAACUUCCAUCAAGCCGUUGACGGCAUCCAAGAGCAGCAGCGGCAGCAACAAGAAGGGAAAAAUUUGGGAACCACAAAGAAGGGCAUCGGACCUGCCUACUCCUCCAAAGCUGCUCGUAACGGUCUGCGAGUCUGUGACCUCAUUGCAGAUUUCAACGUUUUUAAGGACAAAUUUCGUAUGUUGGCAGAACAUUUCCAGACGAUGUAUCCAAACCUCAACGUCGACAUUGACGGAGAGCUGGAGCAGCUCAAGAAAGACGCAGAGAGACUGCGUCCUCUGGUGACCGACGGCGUGUACUUCAUGCACGAAGCUCUUAAUGGACCCAGUAAGAAAAUCCUGGUGGAGGGAGCCAACGCUGCUCUCCUGGAUAUCGACUUCGGGACGUAUCCUUUCGUGACGUCUUCCAACUGCACCGUGGGAGGAGUGUGCACCGGCCUCGGCGUGCCUCCGUCAUACGUCGGCCGAGUGUACGGCGUCGUCAAAGCUUACACCACCCGGGUGGGCGUCGGCGCUUUCCCAACAGAGCAGGAUAAUGAGAUCGGGGAUCUGUUACAGUCCCGAGGGAGAGAGUUUGGCGUGACGACGGGCAGGAGGAGGCGUUGUGGUUGGCUGGACCUGAUUCUGGUCAGAUACGCCCACAUGGUCAACGGCUUCUCCGCAAUUGCCUUGACGAAGCUCGAUAUUUUGGACACGCUGACAGAGAUUAAAGUGGGCGUGGCCUAUACGGUCGAUGGAAAGCCUCUACCAAGUUUCCCCGCGAACAUGGACGUCUUGAUGCGGGUGUCAGUGGAGUACAAGACAUUGCCCGGCUGGCGCUGCAGCACCGAGGCGGCUCGGAGCUUCGAGGAGCUGCCGGCAAAGGCCCAAGAUUACAUUCGGUUCAUCGAGGACUUCCUGGAAGUGCCAGUGAAGUGGGUCGGAGUCGGCAAAUCCCGGGAGAGCAUGGUCAAACUGUACUGAUCUAUCUGCGGUCAUUCCUCAAACAACAACAACAACAACAGCUCAGUUAAUAACUUCAGGUUUCGAUGGUUACCAGACGGAUUCAAAAUGCAAACUUAUCCUAAAGGAAAUACUUCACCAGCAAGGCUAUUUGUGAACCUUUUAGUUGCUGCUUGUGCAUCAUAUUUACAGUAAUUCAUCUAUCAGAUAUAAUUUAUGCAUUCCACAUGAUGUUUUCUAUUUAUUAGGGCGUUCAUUUUUAAAAUUCUGCUGCAAAUGGACCGCUCAUCCUUUAAUCCAUUCCACCACAAAUCACAGUUUAUUUUUUAACAUUUGAGGCUAACUGUUAAUGAAUCUGUUCAUUGUGUUUGUUUUUUACAUAUAUCUGAAGAGCCAUUGAUGAACAGACGUAGACGCCUUCAUAUCAAAGGGCGGCAGAUUAUUUUCAGGCUUGUGAGUAAGAAGAAGAAAAAUGAUUGAAAGCCAUUAAGCAAUCAGUACGGUUGUGAACUUUUCUAUCAAACGAUUUUAAAACACAUGGAUGCAUCUCAUUUUGUCAAGUUUGUAACUAUUUUCAUGAUCGUUGGACCUACAUUUUUAAAUCACCUUCAACACGGAUAGAUCGACACUAAGCAACUCGAGUUCGAGCAGAUGUUUUCUCUUCAUAACGAUUUAAACCGACGACUUGAUAUUUGGGAGGUUUGUGUGUGUGUGUACAGGUAAAUGUAAAGACCAAUAGGAAAUAAUCUUUUAUCUCACUUUGUGAUGUUCCUACACCACUUCAUCCAUUUUGUCAACAAAGACUUACUCAGCUUGCGGUUACCAAUAAAAGGAAACAUUUACUGUU
Larimichthys crocea (large yellow croaker) is the source of this 2298-nucleotide messenger RNA. RefSeq names its product adenylosuccinate synthase, like (gene adss2l). The transcript is spliced from 13 exons. Gene Ontology annotation, molecular function: adenylosuccinate synthase activity; GTP binding. The record is from RefSeq and is a predicted model, not a curated record. NCBI's taxonomy places the organism in Eukaryota, Metazoa, Chordata, Actinopteri, Sciaenidae. Gene Ontology annotation, cellular component: cytoplasm. Gene Ontology annotation, biological process: 'de novo' AMP biosynthetic process; IMP metabolic process. Bases 39 to 1472 code for a protein of 477 amino acids.